GGCCUGAAGCCUCCGAGAAACCCGGGGCUCCUCCUCCUACACAUGCUAAAGAUAAAGGCAACUCUCCUGUUUCAGUGCUGGGCACCUGUCACUUCCCAGGGGCUGUGUUAAGUCCACAGUGCUGCUAGUCCAGGGAGCUAAGGAGCAGAUCUCAGUUGGUAGUUCAACACAACUCCACUACAGCAUCGAUUCAGUCCCUGGGAACGAGGGCUGCACAGAACAGCAAACUCUGGAUCAGAGCACCUUGGAAUAAAUGUAAGGAUACAUUCUGCACUAACCGAAACUACCUUGGAAAGUCAUGGCUGCUGCCCCACAUCUCAACUCCGAUGCCCUCCGGGAAGUCCUGGAGUGUCCCAUUUGCAUGGAGUCCUUUACAGAAGACCAACUGAGACCCAAACUCUUACACUGUGGGCACACCAUUUGCAAGCAAUGCUUGGAGAAACUGCUGGCGAACAGCAUUAAUGGGAUACGCUGCCCCUUCUGCAGCAAGAUCACUCGAAUCACAAACUUGGCUCAGCUGACUGACAAUCUCACAGUGCUGAAGAUCAUAGACACUGCGGGGCUGAGCGAGGCUGUGGGGCUUCUCAUGUGUAAGGCUUGUGGAAGGAGGCUCCCCAGGCACUUCUGCAAGAGCUGCAACUUAGUUCUGUGUGAGCCGUGCAAAGAGAUGGAGCACGUGCAACGAGGGCACGACAUCAUUGCUAUCAAAGAGGCUGCCGAUGAGAGAAGGAAGGAAUUUGGGGCAAAGCUUGGCAGGUUACGGGAGCUCAUGGGGGAUCUGCAGAAGAAGAAAGCAUCACUGGAGGGGGUCUCCAAAGACUUGCAAGCCAGAUACAAAGCAGUCCUGCAGGAUUACAGCAAGGAGGAGCGCAAGGUCCAAGAGGAAUUGUCUCGGUCACGCAAGUUCUUCACAAACUCUUUGUCAGAAGUGGAGAAAGUAAAUAACCAGAUAAUGGAGGAACAAGCUUAUCUGCUGAACUUAGCAGAGGUGCAGAUAGUUUCCCGGUGUGACUACUUCCUGGCCAAAAUUAAGCAGGGAGAUAUAGCUCUUUUGGAGGAGGCAGCGGAUGAAGAAGAGCCAGAACUGACCAAUAGCUUCCCAAGAGAGCUGACUCUGCAAGAGGUUGAGCUCCUCAAGGUGGGCCACGUGGGGCCACUGCAGAUUGGGCAGGUGGUAAAGAAGCCUCGGACUGUCAACAUGGAAGAAUCGCUGAUGGAGACUGUCGCGUCCUCGUCAGUGUCAUUUAGAGAGAUUGACGUGGGGCAGGAAGAGACUUGUUCUACACCAAACUCUUCACCGGCUAAGCCAAGGAUGCCUGAAACAGCCUCUAGUAUCCAACAGUGUAACUUCAUCAAGAAGAUGGGCUCUAAAGGCAGCCAGCCAGGGAUGUUUAAUCUUCCCGUCAGUCUCCACGUCACUGUCCAGGGAGAGGUACUAGUGGCAGAUCGUGGCAAUUUCCGAAUCCAGGUAUUUACCCGCAAGGGCUUUCUGAAAGAGAUCCGGAGGAGCCCUAGUGGCAUCGAUAGCUUUGUACUAAGUUUCCUUGGAGCGGACCUACCUAAUUUGACUCCUCUUUCUGUCACCAUGAACUGCCAUGGUCUGAUAGGAGUCACUGACAGCUAUGAUAACUCACUAAAGGUAUAUACCAUGGAUGGACAUUGUGUGGCAUGUCACAGGAGCCAGCUAAGUAAGCCGUGGGGCAUCACUGCUCUGCCUUCUGGGCAGUUUGUUGUGACUGAUGUGGAAGGGGGAAAGCUUUGGUGUUUCACUGUGGACCGUGGCGUUGGCGUAGUUAAGUACAGUUGCCUAUGCAGUGCGGUGCGCCCAAAGUUUGUCACUUGUGACACUGAAGGGACUAUAUACUUCACUCAAGGGCUAGGACUCAACCUGGAGAACCGUCAGCAUGAGCACCACCUGGAAGGGGGCUUUUCGAUUGGCUCUGUCGGUCCGGAUGGGCAGCUAGGCCGCCAGAUCAGCCACUUCUUCUCAGAGAAUGAGGAUUUCCGGUGCAUUGCUGGGAUGUGUGUGGAUGCCAGGGGAGAUCUGAUCGUUGCGGACAGCAGCCGUAAAGAAAUUCUGCAUUUUCCUAAAGGAGGUGGCUACAACAUCUUAAUUAGAGAAGGACUCAUCUGCCCUGUUGGAAUAGCCAUUACACCCAAGGGGCAGCUGCUAGUGCUGGACUGCUGGGAUCACUGCAUUAAGAUCUACAGUUACCAUCUGAGGAGAUACUCAACCCCGUAAGGGCAUUUCACUGGGUAAAAGCGCCUCUCAUAGAUUCUUCCAGCCUCAUCACAACUUGACAGUAGUCAGUGCCAUACCUUCGGAUAGACUGCCAUACCAGUUUGGAGGGUGGCACGUAGGGGCCAUCAGUAUUUUGUGUUUAGAAAUCAAAUAGCUUGUGUGGUGGUUGUUUUUUUUUUAUUUGUACAAACCCCCCCAAACCCUUUGUUGGAGUGAAGGGUAUUUGUAAAGUACAGGUUUUGUGUCCAGUGACUGAUCACUCCAUAAGCAUCACCUCCUUGUGCUGCAGCUUCCACCACUGCAUGUUUCUUUGUGCCAUAAACACUGACUGACCAUUGUAAAUCGCUUUUCCUUGGAGGAUCAGUGAAGUGAUACUAUUCUCACCAUGAUACUCGCGAGGAACUCAGUAGCAGUUGUCUGGACAACUAUGAUGGAAAAAAAAAAACUGUUUCUGAUUACAGGACUGCAGCUGCCUAAAGCAAAACAGCCUUCCUAAACUGCACAGAGCGGCAGGUGGCUUAAAGCUGAAGAGCAGCGGCUGGCUUACUCUAUCUUUCUAGUAUUUAGGAAAUGGUCCUCCUGGUGCCAUGGGUGAACCCAGCUUGGUCCUCCUGUUUAUUCAAUAUAAAGUGGGGACAGUGCAAUCCUGGAAGACUGACAGGAGCUAGAGAACUGCUCUCUAACUGCAAGCAGGAUUUUAUUGUAUGGAAAGAGUUUGAUUAGCAUGAGGAAAGUAUAAAGAGUAGAGCUAGGGAGGGAAGGGAGGCAGGGUUGGUGGGAAGAGAGAAUGGGAUGGCAAACCUAUUUAACAGAAUUGAUUUCAAUCUGUCAGCAUUCAGAAUUGUUGUACUAUUAAAUGUAGCUUGGAAACUGUCUUUGAAUGUAUGGUUGGUAUCUGAAACUUUGCCGGGGUGGAGGGAAAGUAGUGGGAGUAAACAAGAUCAGGCGCGACAAAUCGUACGUUCACCGGCACACUUCAAUAUGCUGCAUUCCAGACCAUUGCAUUUACUGAUAGGUUUCCACCAGUUUGCACUCUGUGUGAAAGCUACUUGUUCAUAAGAUACAGGGAAAAAAGGGGGGGAGAGAGGGGAUUUGUGUUUUGUUUCUCAGCUCUUCCACUGGUGCUCUGCCUUUUUUCUUUUUGCUCCCCUGUGCACAGCCAAAUGCUUUAUUCCUCAGUGUUUUUUAUGGUGGUAGCAAGCGCCAGAGUUCAUGUUCAUCACGGCUUUGGGCCAAAUGAAGCACAAAACUGCAGCUGUGUGAAUUAAGGCACCCACGGAGCAUCUAUGCUGGCUGAUAAACACAAACCUCUGUGUGGUGCUGCUCAUCUAAAAUGGUUUAUUGAAGAAAAGAAACAUUUAAAUAGGCCACAGUUGUAGAAUGUUAAUCUGCCAAAGAUAAUAGUUACACUGCAGUGCGCUUAUUUGUUACCAUCAACAAUGUAGUUGCAAAUUUUGGGGCAUGACAGACAAUAUAAAAGCAGGUUUUAUAGUGGCUGUCACAUCCAACAUUUUACAACUGUAUUUGCCAGGGUAUGAAAUCUAUGCUACCAUGUGUGUAGAACAGGUGAAUUUUUCAGUUCCCAUAAACUUUCCCUUUUCUUAGCAAAACGGCAGUAAAAAGGGCCUUGCCGGAAAAGUUGCUGCUGUUGCCCUUCCACCCAGUUAUUUUGACAGCUGUGGGAGCUUCAAGAACAAAUGUCUGGAGCAAAGAGAACAGUGUUUUUCUUGAUGCAGUUGAAGAACUGAGCAGGGGCCGGCAUGAUAGACCCAGGUACCCUGAAACCUUGUUAGUGUGCCCAAAGACCAGCACAGUGUGGUCCAAUCCUGCCUAGGGCAUCUUGGUGUUACUAUAAUAGAAAAUCAUUUUCUAGAAGAGGUUUCGGAGGACAGGCUGAACACAGAUCAGUAGGAACGUGGAAGCAACCGACUGCUUAACGGGAUUUAAAAUUUCUUGCCGUCACCCAUAUGAGCUGCAGGCUAUUUGUUAUAGCUACAAACUUCCAAACAGGGAUUAACGUCCUGUCUCUGUCUCUC
This is a messenger RNA of Alligator sinensis (Chinese alligator), 4278 nucleotides long. RefSeq names its product tripartite motif containing 32 (gene TRIM32). The record is from RefSeq and is a predicted model, not a curated record. The coding region runs from base 299 to 2242 and encodes 647 amino acids. Lineage: Eukaryota; Metazoa; Chordata; Crocodylia; Alligatoridae. Gene Ontology annotation, molecular function: protein binding; zinc ion binding. The transcript is spliced from 3 exons.